AUGACUUCAUCAUCGUAUUGGAACUCAACACCAAUCGGUCGGCCGUUUCAUCUUCGUUUAUGUCAAAAUGAAAAUCUAUCACCGCAAUUAAUUAUCGAAGACAAAGUUAUUCGAUCGAUAGUUCGAAUAAAAAACCUGCCGACAAUCUUAUUGAUUGCGACCUUAAUAUCCGAUGACGAAUCACAACGCUUAACUUAUGUCAUUGAUCGGUUUUUAUUAACAAACGAUGUUACUGAUCAUCAGUUAAUCACUGGAGAAUUUCAGGUGCCUAUUCAAUGUGAUACUAAACAUUCCGCAAUGUUCAAUUCGUGUAUUCAAAGUGCAAUUCAGGAUAUAAAUAAUUAUUGUCAUUUAUCAGUUCCAAUUGAAUUACAUCGGUUUUCGUAUCUUUACGGUCAAAUGUCGAUGAAAUAUUCUUCUCCUAUAAAUAUCGACAUGUCAUUUGAUCUUUUAACAGUAAAAAAUAGUUUUCUAUUAACACCAAUUAAUCCUGCUUCUGUUCAAAUCUUACCAACAGCUUUAUUGAAAAGCCUUAAUUCAUCAACAGAAAAUAGUGUUUAUAAAACUCAAGCACAUUUCGGUUAUUGUAGUUUAGAUCGUAUGUCAAACAAGAAAAUUUUAUUAAUACUUGAGAAUGAUCCACAAGCACAUGGAUUACCACUAGUGGGAAUUUGGAUAUCUGGUAUAACCGAUAUUCAAUGUGCUUUUAUGUGGGCAGUGUGUCUUCGUUAUUGUAUGAAUUCAUCGCUGAAACAGCGUCUUCAAUCUGGAGCAGCACCAUUUCUAUUGGCAUGUUAUCUGUCGACUACACGCGGACGGUGUGAUUUUUAUGAAGUUAAACCAGUACCUGUAGGGUCAGUGCCGAUACAAACAAUUGAGUACGAUCGAUGGAGAUGUUCGAAACAAAUUAGUUUACCUUUACACCAAUUGAAUGCUAAUUGCAGUACAGAAUUUCCUUACGAUUUUGAAUUUCAACUGAUUCGUGAAGCUUCGAAUGAUCCUGCUUUUUCUACGGACAUCCCUUUCGACAGGUAUCAAGCGAUCCUCUCGUCGUCAAAUACCAAUGGAAGUUUAUUUGGUUUUCCUCGUUUACCACCUAAGCAAACUACGCAUGAAGAGCCCUCUUGGGAUAUGAUAACAACAGCACCGAUGUUGACUCCUAAGCGUCAAUCUCAAUCAUCAUGUGCUUCGCCAAAAUCAAAGCAAAUCUGCUCUCCAGCACCAGUGGACGAUAAUGGUGACAAACAGUGGAAAGAGGAGUUAAUCGAACGAAUGCAAUCGUAUGAAGCACAUUUCUUGGCAUUAACGAAACUUGUUCAUCAACUUUUAAAUGAACAAAAACAACAAAAUUUACUAACAACACCAAAAAAAGAAUGUUCGAAACGACACGUUGGCGUACAAAGUGAACCAUCGUCACCUUACGUUUAUGAAUCACUUCCAACCGAUCAAACGAAGCAACUCAUUAUCAGAUCACCAAAUACUGAGCAGUAUCAACAACAACCAGGAAUCAACACCAUGUUAAAUCAUUUAUCUCCUCCUACCACACGAAUUGAUCAUUCACCAUCUUAUUCCGAUCAUAGAUCUGUCGAUAUUCUCAAACCUAUAUUUCAAUACAUUGAUAAACAACAACAGCAAAAAUCAGCACACGGUCCACCUGCUGUUGUAUCACCAAUAACAAACGAGGAAGAUACUAUAACGAUCUCUAACUCCUCCAACAAUUCCAUUCAUCAGCAGCAACAUGUCACGUCAACAAAAACAACUGGAAUUAGUUUCACAUCUAAUGGCAUUCAAAUGCAAUUUAUCAAUCAACAAAGCAGUACAACAACUGUCUACCCACAAGCUCAAUCGCAGACUCUGCUUACUUCUCCUCAAAAGUCUGAAAAUAACCUUUCGAUCGAAGUUCACGCCUUGGAAAUGAAAUAUCUCGAAGAUGAACAGUUAGCUGCAGCUAUCGAAUGCGAUCGACCAUCUCAAGCAACUGCAUCCACUACACAACCACAACCAUCACCUCCUCAAAUCACGAACAAAACUUAUUUGUUACAUUUGUCCUUUUCGCACAUUGAAGGAAUAAAUUCCCAAAAUUCGCCAUUCUCGACUCUGGCACGAAAUCGGCAAGCAAAAAUACAUUUCCGAACACUCCUCAUUCGACUUAAACUAAUAAAGUUCAACUUUAUCGUUCAAUGGUCGCAAGUCAUCUUUACACUGGUCGAAUCAAUAUUCAUUCAUGAAGAUAUUUGA
Molecule: messenger RNA, 2238 nt
Organism: Adineta ricciae
Lineage: Eukaryota; Metazoa; Rotifera; Eurotatoria; Adinetida; Adinetidae
Source: the annotation of a GenBank genome assembly